Messenger RNA from Coffea arabica (coffee), 2892 nucleotides. The record is from RefSeq and is a predicted model, not a curated record. NCBI's taxonomy places the organism in Eukaryota, Viridiplantae, Streptophyta, Magnoliopsida, Gentianales, Rubiaceae.
AAACCAAUAAUUCCCUGCCACCAUUGUAGCGUCACAUGCGAUUUAGAGCUCUCUUUUUCCUUUUCUGCUCCCCCCGAAUUAAUUUACUUCUCAUCAUCUCACACCAUCAUCAUCGUCAUCAUCAUGCGUACCCUCCUUAAUACGUUGUUGUCAUGUCAAAGUGUUUGACAGAAGCACUAUGUCCUAGUCGUCGUAUGUGCUAAUUAUACUAAAAACAUACAUUUUGUUAAUUCAUUCGAAACUCUGCUCAAAUUUUCCUUCCAAUUCAAAUUUAACUCAUUUGCUCUCCCUGAACCUUCUUAGCCCUCCCCCUCUCCCAUCCCACAUAAAAAUCAAAUUCAAUACUUUAGGUCACAUACUCCAAAUUGACAAAAACCCAACAAAUCCAUCCACCAAAUCACCAGAGAGAGCAGAGAUAGUCUAUUAGUUCUUUUUAAGUUAAAAUUUGAAACUUGACUGAAAACGGAAGUGAUACUACCCCGGCACUCGAUCAACAAAAUUGUAUGAGCUUCUAUUCCACAACUUAGUUUUUCCUACGUUAUUGAUAUUUUGUCUUGUACUUGUUAUAACAGAUCAAGAAGGAGAUUUGAGCAUAAAUUGAGGAGCAGUUUUUGUGACAGAUCGAGAAUUAGGGCUAGUUACAAUGCAGAGGCAGCAAAACCGAGGGAUGAUGGAAAUGGGGGAUUUUGUACCCAAGAUCCGGAAAAGGGGUUGCUCGACAUCAUCAUCUUCGUCAUCAAAGGUUCACAGUUACCGUUUCAAGCGGGCCAUUUUGGUGGGCAAGAAGGCUAGAGGAGGUAUCGGGCUCGGAGGGUCCAGAUCCAGCACGCCAGUGCCAAGUUGGAAAAUGACGCCUUUGAAGAGCGCCAUUGACUCCCCUAAGUUUUCUCAGAAGAGUAAUGGUGGUGGGAGGUCCCGGCCGGUCUCUGCCAGAAGGCUGGCUGCUACUUUGUGGGAAAUGAAUGAGAUGCCAUCGCCUAAAUUGAGUGAGAAUUUGGAGGAGGAGAAGAAAAGGAACAAGAAGUUGAUGAUGUUGAAGAAGGAGAAGUUAAGGUCAUCUGUGCCUCCCCAUUUGUCUGAUCCAUCUCAUAGCCCUGUUUCUGAGAGGAUGGAUCGAUCAGGAACAGGUAGCUACCAGAGGAGGUCGUCAUCAGUUUCUCAAAGGCUUCGCACUCUAGACCACAAUGCUGCAGUUUUUGAUUCCCUUAGCAGUGCUAGUUUAAUGGAGAUUGAGACUAGAUCUCGAGCACAGACGCCAAGUGGAUCAGUAGUUGGUGUAAGGAACCGUCUGAAGGAUGUUAGUAAUGCUUUGACCACAUCAAAAGAGCUGCUAAAAAUUAUCAAUCGCAUCUGGGCUAAUGCUGAUCAACCUUCGUCUAGCAUGUCUCUUGUUUCUGCAUUACAUGCUGAGCUUGAGAGGGCUCGCCUGCAGGUUAAUCAGCUUAUACAAGAACAACAUAUGGACCAAAAUGAAAUUAGUUAUAUGAUCAAGUGUUUUGCUGAGGAGAAGGCUGCAUGGAAAAGCAAAGAGCGUCAAGCUGUUGAGUCUGCAAUUGAUACCAUUGCAGGUGAACUUGAGGUGGAGAGGAAGUUAAGGACGCGAUUUGAGAGCUUGAACAAAAAACUUGGAAAAGAACUAUCAGAGACAAAAGCAUCAUUUAUGAAAGCAGUCAAAGAACUUGAGAGUGAGAAACGAACCAGGGAGAUAAUGGAACAAGUAUAUGAUGAGUUAGCUAGGGAUGUUGAUGAGGAUAGAGCUGUGGAAGUGCUAAAGAGAGAUGCAGAAAAGGUCCGUGAAGAGAUUGAAAAGGAAAGAGAGAUGCUCCAUUUAGCUGGUACACUGCGUGAGGAGAGAGAUGCUAAACACCAGUUUGAGGAGAAAGAUACUGCUGUUGACAAGCUAAAGAAACAAAUUGAAGCUUUCCUGGGGAAAAAGAAAGGUAAAGAAAAAAGAAGCGACUCUCAUAAUUUUGGCAACGGUGAAGAUAUAGCGGCAUGCUUAAGUAGGAAUCAAUGCAGUACUUACUUGAGUGAAGAAAAAGAUGAUGGAGGAGAGGUGGAGGACGCUGACGAAGGCUCAGCUGAGAGUGAGCUACAUCCUAUAGAAUUGAACAUGGACAAUAACAGCAAGGCAUAUAAGUGGGCCCAUGCAUCUGCUGCUGGUUCUGAAUUCAGGAGGAUCUCUGUUGAAGCUGAAGGGAAGGGGAGGAACUCUUUUACUGGACAGAUCCCUAGGAGAAGCUCGUCUCUCCAAAGGAGCACUUCAGACACCGCUGAAUGGGGGUUUAAAUCCAGAGGCAUGCAAAACCCAGCAGAUGGUAUAGACAGGGAGAGGUUCUCUGAACUCGAGAAGCAAGCUCAGAGAAAAAGCUCUGCAGAUGAGACACAAAGGUACAAGUCUGUGAAGGGCCUUAGGGACCAAUUAUUGUCUAAUUCCAGGACAGGAUCAGCUAGAGAUUUUAUGAGCCCAACCAGACAGUGGGAGCAACCAUGGCCUUCAAGAGAUCCUCAUGGUGCUGUUCAAGAGAGGAAUAGUUUUUCGCAGGGAAGUGGCUCAAAGUCAAGACUGGCAGAAAGCAGAGGAGAUGGACAGUCUGCAAGAAGAUCAAGACGGUAAAUUCUUGCUUCAGAAACUAAUGUUUGCAGACUGGCACUGAAGGCUGUGGACCUGGGAUAGCUCCGCAGAUCGAGACAAAUUGGAGUGUUUAAAAGAAAGAAUUAACAUCUUGUUAGUUAUGCUUGGAAAGUUCUCAGCUCAUCUGUUAGAGGAAUCUGUCUUUGUAAUUUUUUUUUUCUUUUUGUAGAAAAUUGUGUCAGUUUUGAGUGUGACUUGUACAAAAGUCUCUGAUUCUAAUGAGUUAAUCAUGCUUUAAUCUUCUUGCGGUUUUAAAC